Molecule: messenger RNA, 714 nt
Organism: Closterium sp. NIES-65
Lineage: Eukaryota; Viridiplantae; Streptophyta; Zygnematophyceae; Desmidiales; Closteriaceae
Source: the annotation of a GenBank genome assembly
AUGGCCCCGGAUAUAGGCGCCGCAACGCGCAGCGGCGCACCGGGCGACGCGCAGAGCGUGCACCGGGUGACGAGCAGCCCGCAUGACCGCGCGACUAUAAGCAGUGGAGCCCGGGCGACGAGCAGCGUGCGCUGUUGGCGACACGCAGCACACGCUCCUUUCUCCCCCUACUUCCCUUCCUUUCCGCCCGCGCUUCCCCUCCUUUCCCCCCCCCUGCUUCCUCUCCUUUCCCCACCUGCUUCCCCUCCUUUCCCCCCCUGCUUCCCCUCCUUUCCGCCCCUGCUUCCCCUCCUUUCCGCCCCUUCUACCCCUCCUUUCCGCCCCUGCUUCCCCUCCUUUCUGCCCCUUCUUCCCCUCCUUUCCGCCCCUGCUUCCCCUCCUUUCUCCACCUGCUUCCCCUCCUUCCCCCCCUGCUUCCCCUCCUUUCUGCCCCUGCUUCCCCUCCUUUCUGCCCCUGCUUCCCCUCCUAUCCGCCCCUGCUUCCCCUCCUUUCCAUCCUUGAUUCCCGUCAUUUCCAGCCCUCUCCUUCCCCUAAUUUCUCCCUCUCAUUUCCUUCAUUUUCCUUGGCUUCUUGCCCUGUUCCUCUCCACCCCCUUACGCCCCUCCCUUCCCUCUCCUCCCUCUUCCAAUGUCCCCUUGUUCAUUAUGGUCACCCCUUGCUUACUCUUCCUUUCCCCCGUGCUAGCCUUCCUCCCCCCUGCUCACCCUUCCUAA